ACCGGGCAGCCCAAAACCGCACUUGGGUUAAACCGCUUUUGGCCGGGUAUAACUUGUAAGUGUAUAAGAAAUGGUGGCUCUAAUAUCAAUAGAAGUUCAAAUCUUGAGCAAAGGUUUUUGAUUUUUGUAAAACGGACUUUUCAUGUUGAUUGACCAAACUUUCAAUUGAUUCUACACUUUAUGGCGUUUAACCCCCUACACAACUCGAAUAAUACAAAAAGCUCCAACAAAAUUGAAGCACCCAACGACAGUAGACAGCUGCACAUGGCGCGGAAGGUGUUCGACAAAAUGCCUAUGUGAAAUUGAUUCCGAUCACGUUAACCAUUUGCCCCCAAUCAGGAAAACACGCCGUGAAAAACAAGCUUGGGAGGUGAGGAACGCUACUAUCUACAACUUAACUGAUCUCAGUUUUGACUUUCUAAUCCGAACCAAGUGCUCCUAUACAUCUCAUAACUUCAAGUACAUACAUACAUACAUAGAGGUGUAUCUGAGAUCGAGAAAUGUUGAGGCGACCCAGUUUACUGUCAACUUUUUUGUCGGCGGCCAAACCAUCUCUGCUUAAUCAGGUGGCAUAUGGAUUGAGUUUUCUUGAAGCAUUCAGCACAACAACAUUCCUGAAACCGGCAGAAGGUGGAAUCCUGUCAAAAGCAAGGACUCCAAGCAUUAACUUUGUAUUAGGAGGCCCUGGUGUUGGAAAGGGCACUCAAUGUGCAAGGAUUGCUGAGAGGUAUGGAUUCACACAUCUAAGUGUUGGAGAUUUACUGAGAAACGAAAUAUCUUCCAACACUGAAUAUGGUGAAAUGAUUUUGGAGACAAUUACAAAAGGGAAAAUUGUUUCUUCAGAAGUGACAGUGAAACUGCUAAAACGUACCAUUGAAUCUAAUGAAACGGAUAGAUUCCUAAUCGAUGGUUUCCCAAGAAGUGAGGAGAAUCGUGUGGCUUAUGAACAGAUUAUUGGAAUAGAACCGGGAGUUGUACUUUUCUUUGACUGUGAUGAAGAGGAGAUGCUGAAACGAGUACUACAUCGUAAUCAGGGGAGAAUUGAUGAUAAUAUUGAUACCACAAUGGAACGACUUAAAGUGUUUGAAGCUUAUACUUUACCUGUUAUUAAAUACUACACUGAGAAAGGGAAGCUUUACAAGAUUAAUGCCAUAGGAACAGAAGACGAAAUCUUUGAACGAGUUCGGCCUAUUUUUUCAUCCCUACAUACACCAUGAUGCCCAAGAGAAAAAAAACAUUUUUUGACAAGGUUGUUUUUUUAGUUUGACAAACCUAUGUCAUUAAAAUAUUGCCUUUCUAAAGAUGAUGGAAAAUGUUGUAAUAUCUGUGUGUGUCAAUAAAUCAAUCUUGGACUGGUUAUAGGGGAAAUAAGAAUCUCUGUAUUUUGUUAUUUGUUAGGGAAAAUAACACAAAAGCCAUUGUUGUGUGGUUGGGGCUAAGUUGUAUUAAAACCAUUGUUGAAUCUGAUGAUGCUCAAAUCCUCUUCUAUA
Lactuca sativa (garden lettuce) is the source of this 1490-nucleotide messenger RNA. The record is from RefSeq and is a predicted model, not a curated record. Lineage: Eukaryota; Viridiplantae; Streptophyta; Magnoliopsida; Asterales; Asteraceae.